AUGGAGGCAAGUGAAAAGGAAUUAGCUAAGACUAAGAUUACUAAAGGAUUUAAAUUCUCUUUUUCUUUUGACCCUGAAAACUUAAAGCAGCCAGUGUCAAAAGGAAAAAUUAGUUAUUGUUCAUGUGGAGCUGUUCUUACUUCUUCUCCUUGCCCAUUUUGUGGUAAGACAUCUUCUUCUGUUACUCCUUUAAAUAAUGGCUUUGGUUUAUUCAAACUAACUUCUGGAAAACAAACCACUGAUAUAAAAACCCAUGUCUAUUGUAUUGACAUUUCUGGUUCUAUGGAAGGUAAUAGAAUUUAUAGUAUUCAAUCAACAAUUAAAAAAAAGAUCCAAGAAUUAGUUCUUUCACGUCCACAAGACAAGGUUGCUAUUGUUUUAUUUGAAAGUGAUUGUUUUAUUAUUGGAGAUGGAAUGUCCGAUAUUGUUCAAAUUGACUCAGAUUUAUCUUUUGAUGCUAUUGAAAAGAAAAUAAAGAAUUAUCCUACCAUUCAUCCAAUUUCUGAAAGUUUAAAAAGUUUAAUGGAAAAAAUAGAUUCAAUAAACACUAAUGGAAGAACAGCUUCAAUUUCAGGGUUAUGGAUUUCUAUAUUGUUAGCAAUAAGGACAGGUGGUGAUGUUUUGUUUUGUACUGAUGGGAUGCAGAAUAAAGGGCUUGGUACUGAUAGUGUUAAUAAAAUCAUUCAAGUUUUACAAUCACAACAUGGGUCAACUGUUGUGAAUUUGUUUUUCUUUGAAGAUUGUGACUCAUUUAUUGGUUCAUUCUCUAAUAUUGCAACUACAACUAAAGGUCGUGUUAGUUCAGUUAGAUUAGACAAUAUCAAAAAAGGAGUUGAUGCUGCUAUGAAAAGAGAGAAUUUAGGAUAUGAUGUUGAAUUUACUUAUAAACAUCCAAAAGGAAUUGAAUUAGACAAAGGAGUAAAUUCAAUGCAUAUAGUUUCUUCUUCAGAAGCAAUUCCAAUCAGAUAUACUGUUACUAAUCCUGGUGUGAUUAAAAAUAUGCCUUCUCUUAAAGUUCAAGUUGUUAUGAAAUACAAAGCACCUAAUGGAUCAGAAAUGAAAGCUGUUAUUGAAGGUUCAAUAGAUUUAGUCGAAACUAUUGGAAGUCAAGAUGUUAAAGUAGUAAUUUCAACAACAUUAAAUGUUAUUUCUCAAUUAGUGGAACAAAAUAAGUUUACAGAAGCUCUAGAUGAAUUAAAUAAACUCAAGACUUUUAAAUUUAAUAUUAGUGCUGAUGAAGACGAGAUGUUUAAACAAACUCUUCCUUGUCUUGAAUCAUUUAUUAAACAAGGUCAAAUUGGGGUAAUUCCAAAAGAUGAAGUUGUUGCAGUCUUAAAUAAUAUGAAGUCAAUUAAGCCAAGUGACAUUUCGACCAAAUAA
Entamoeba nuttalli P19 is the source of this 1380-nucleotide messenger RNA. RefSeq lists its product as hypothetical. The record is from RefSeq and is a predicted model, not a curated record. The transcript has a single exon. The coding region runs from base 1 to 1380 and encodes 459 amino acids. Lineage: Eukaryota; Evosea; Mastigamoebida; Endamoebidae.